Messenger RNA from Phytophthora nicotianae INRA-310, 369 nucleotides. RefSeq lists its product as hypothetical. Bases 1 to 369 code for a protein of 122 amino acids. The transcript has a single exon. The record is from RefSeq and is a predicted model, not a curated record. Lineage: Eukaryota; Oomycota; Peronosporomycetes; Peronosporales; Peronosporaceae.
AUGGUGCUGCUUCUUGUAGCUUUCAACAUCGCAAGCAGCAAGGAGUUAUCAUCACCUGCAGAAAAAGAGGAAACAAGCCUACACAUAAUCGCACCUGUCAUUGACGCCGUGACUUUCACUGCAGAUAAAAAGAGGUUUCUCAGAACCCAGAGCAUCCAUGCUGCGGACGUUGGACACCCCGAUGAGGAAGAGAGAGCGUAUGCUUGGGCAACCAAGCUUGGAAGUCUGCUCAGGAAGAAAGACCCAGUCAAGCUAGAGGAAAUCGUGGAAAAAAAAAGAAAUAUCGUCAAUGGCUCAAGGAUGGAGAAAACCCAACUACCAUUUACGCAAAGUUGGGACUCACGGGUCAGGGUCCAGCAGCGAACUUGA